CUUGUCAUAUUGCAGUUGCAUCUUAUGACUGUUUACAGCAGCAAAGCUUGAGAAUAGACAGUCUCAAAUCUUAUAUUAGCCAAAAACUCAAUCACAACUUCUUGGCUGGAGAGUUGCUUGCUGCGUGACGUCUUGCUGAGCCAGCUUAGAGGGUGAGGUCAGGUCUCAGUUUCUUUAAGCUCCGGAACCCAGUCUCACCUUCAAAGUCCCAGAGUCUAUUUACCAUGCUAGGAGGGAAGAAGGUUCCAGAGGAAAGUGUUUCGGGUGGGCCACAGAAAGGAGAUGACCCUCCGCUGGUUGUCCACCCAACUUUGGAGACACCGUGUGAUGGGUCUCCUGCUGGCUUUGUGUGUCACCUUGUUACUCAUGCUCCUGGCUACUCAGUCAUUGCAGCAUCCAAGCCACUAUGCUGGGCACAAGGGCCAUAAGGUGGAGGAGAGGGGAGCACUUUCUGACAAUGCUCUUCCAAACACCCCUGUCCCGUCCCACACUGCCCCUAACAGGAGGAAGGCGGUUCAGACACCCAAUCUGCAGCAUCAAAGUGACCCCAAUGGGUACACCUUUAUGAGGACAAGUAGGAGCCCUCCACCUGUAGCUUUCCUCAAAACACACAAGACUGGAAGCAGCACUGUUCAGAAUCUGAUGUUCCGCCUUGGGGAGAAGGAGAACCUCACUUUCGCCUUCCCCUAUUACGCAUACCAGUUCAGCUACCCAGAUAGGUUCCGAGCAGACUUUGUAGAUGAGCUGCCACCGGGUUCCUCUCAGUUCGACAUGCUCUGCAGCCACAUGCGGCUGGACCUGGGACAGGUGAAACAGGUGAUGCCCAGGAACACCAUCUAUAUCACCCUGCUGCGUGAUCCUCUACAGACCUUUGAGUCCGUUUUCAGCUACUACACUUCCACUGUACCCGCCUUCACUCUAGCCAAAAAGGCAGCUGACACAGCUAACAGGAAGUCCGCCCUCUCGGUCUUCCUGGAGGCCCCAGAGUCCUACUGGGACCCUACAGAACCUGGGAAUGGCCUAGCCAGGAACCCUAUGAGCUUUGACCUGGGCCUCAGCAGCCAAGAGUGGAACGCAUCCUGGCCCAUGGAGCUGACUCAGCUGGAGGAGGCCUUCCAGCUGGUGAUGAUCGCUGAGCACUUUGAUGAGUCUCUGGUUCUCCUGGGGGCUCUGCUGCAGCUGGAGCCUGAGGAGCUGGCCUAUGUGCACCUGAACGUCCGCGCCCCAUCGGACAUCACCCCGCUGGAGGACGACACCAAGGCCAUGCUCUGGGCCUGGAACAGUCUGGACGUGCUGCUCUACAACUUAUUUCUGCAGGUGUUCUGGGAGAAAGCUGAGCAGUAUGGCCUGGGGAGACUGAAAAGGGAGGUGGCCCUACUGAGGGCCUCCACACAGAGGCUCAGACAGAAGUGUGUGGCCAGAGAAGGAGUCCCCCCUGGUGAGCUGGAGGAUCUGGUCAGGCCCCGGCAGACCGACACAGUCACCAUCCUGGGAUACAAGGUACGAGGGAACCUGACUCUGCAGGAAGAGGGGCUCUGUGUGCGACUAGUGCUGCCUGAGCUACAGUACCACUCUCACCUGUAUUUCCAGCAGUAUGGCCAUGACAUGAGGUCCAUACCUACAGACUAAUGUGCAGCACUUUCCCUUUUAGAUACACCACUCAGUAUUUCUGCUUUUGAUGUACUUUUCCAAUAAACCAAAAAUACUAACAUU
Messenger RNA from Oncorhynchus nerka (sockeye salmon), 1713 nucleotides. RefSeq names its product galactose-3-O-sulfotransferase 2-like. The coding region runs from base 283 to 1629 and encodes 448 amino acids. Gene Ontology annotation, molecular function: galactosylceramide sulfotransferase activity. The record is from RefSeq and is a predicted model, not a curated record. The transcript is spliced from 3 exons. Gene Ontology annotation, biological process: glycolipid biosynthetic process. Gene Ontology annotation, cellular component: membrane. NCBI's taxonomy places the organism in Eukaryota, Metazoa, Chordata, Actinopteri, Salmoniformes, Salmonidae.